Molecule: messenger RNA, 1405 nt
Organism: Camelina sativa (false flax)
Lineage: Eukaryota; Viridiplantae; Streptophyta; Magnoliopsida; Brassicales; Brassicaceae
Product: NAC domain-containing protein 30-like
Biological process (GO): regulation of DNA-templated transcription
Molecular function (GO): DNA binding
Source: RefSeq, a predicted model, not a curated record
CAUUCGUUUUUUUAAUGUUAAUUAUAACAUAUAGACCCAUUCGUUUGUUUAAUGUUAAUUAUAACAUAGAUCCUUAAGCUUUUGGUUUAAUAUAUUUGCGUUUCUAUCUUUGUCUUGCAGAAGAAGAAAAGAAGAUGUCGACGGUUGAAAAAUACAAUGAGAAUGAGCAACAAGAGGAGUUUGUUGGGUUUAGGUUUCAUCCUACGGACCAAGAACUCGUCCGCUAUUGUCUCGGGCGUAAUAAGGUUGCCAAAACAUCAAAUAAAGUAUUAGAGUUAGAAGACAAGACCGAUUUGUAUGCCAAAGAGCCGUGGCGGUUGACUCACACAGAGACAGACUUUUUUGAACCUAACGAGUGGUACUACUUCGUGACACUGGCUGAAAACGUCACUGGAAAAUUACGCACGAGCCGCAAAGUCAAAGGAGAGACGUGUGAGGGGUGUUGGAAAGAAGUCCUUGGGAAGCUGAGUGAUGUCCUGUCAGAAGAUAAGCGUGAGGUGAUUGGGAAGAAGAGGAGUCUAAGUUUCUACGUCAAAGGUGAGAGCAUCUCGAGUGGUUGGACCAUGACGGAAUACUAUUCCCGUGAUGGUGGCUCUGGCUCAUUCCAAAAUCAAGUUCUCUGCCACCUUAAAGGACCAUGAUUCUGUGUGCUGUUUGGUUAAUUUUACUGAAGAGGAUGAUGACUUCUACUUCUUAUUUUAUUUUACUUGAUGGUGGCUCUAUGCAUGUAUAGUUUGAAAGUUCCCUUAGUAGUCUUAUUUAUUUAUGAACAAAAAAUUAUAUUUAAGGAAAAUAUCAUAUGUUUUCAUAAACGGGAUAACAUUUUUUUGUUUUGAGCUGAGGAAAAGACAUUGCCUCAUCAAAAAUGUCUUAACAAGAAGAGAACCAUGAUCGUGUCUAUUGAAAAAAAUAUGGCAUCCAUUUUCAAAUCUUUUAGAAUAACUCUUUCAAUAAGAAAGAGAAAAAAGAAAGAAAAAUCCUCUAUUUACAAGGAACAAGUCUAUCACUAACUCGGAAGAUGUACAAAUGUUGGAUAAUCAUCAUCAUUGGAGCCGACAAGUCACAUUGAUGAAGGUAUCUUCAGGACAUGGUAUCGUUAAGCCUCCCAUUGGGUGAUCGAACCCAAACUCUUCUUCGGAUUUACUGAGAAGAGCUUGAAACAAAGGUUGGUUCAAGUAUGAGAUUGGCACCACAUAUCUCUUCUUCUGGUUCUCUCCUACGUACACCGCAAGAAACCCUUUUGGGGCCGCCAAGGCUGCACUUUUACUCAUGGAAGCAGCUGCGGUUGAGCGGCUUAGAGUCUUCUUUGCGCCCAAUAGACUUCUCACCAAAGCCAUUUUUGUAUGAAAAGUUUUGAAUUCUUUUGGAGCUUAUUAAGAUGGAUGAAAAAACUCAAGUUAUUUGA